CAGUAUUAAUUAGCGCACAGUAAAGAGACACUAUCUUAUAUAAAGAUUUCAACUUUUGUAUUGAUGCAUCCAAAAGAUGUAAACUCGGAAAGCGCACUACUUCUGCUCUGAAACAAUAUGCACCAAACUAUAGUAAACCGCCAGCCUUUACUCAGCAAAAAAGCUCACUACGUUUCUGCGUCAAAUCAGAAGUGUCCACUUAAGCUCAAUGUCAUUUGGCCAACACUUUCGCUGGGCCAGAAGCAACAAGAAAAGUGGGUCUAGUGGCGCUAUUGUUUUUGGCCUGCUGUUCGGCACAAUGGAAAACCCAUAUAUAUAUAUACAAAGGCGUAGAUAUCUAUAUUUGAAAAUCUGGACAGCAACUGGAAAAGGCAACGGCAGAGAAAAAAGCAAAGGGCCCAAAAGCGGUUUAGUUGCAAAACGUUGCUCGAGACUCGGAGAUGGCACUGCAAUUGCAAAUCGAGAAGCUUAAGGGUUUGGACAACUACAAAGCCUGGUCGAUGACGGUGCGGGCGUAUCUGGAGUCCGAGGAACUCUGGACCGUCGUCGAAAAUGGUCCCGAGAACAACGAGGAGUCACUGCUGAAGGACAAGCGUGCCAAGUUCUUGAUCCUCUGCCUCAUCGAGACCAAGUUGUGCCAAUUCAUGGUCAGUAUCCGCACAGCCAGGGAUCUGUGGAACUAUUUGCGAACCCAACACUCGUUGCGCUAAAAUCAAAUAUAUCAUUUCAGUCCAUUGUAUUACAAGUAUAUAUGAAUAUGAUUUACAGAAAUUAUGCUCUAA
This is a messenger RNA of Drosophila ficusphila, 782 nucleotides long. RefSeq lists its product as uncharacterized. The transcript has 2 exons. Lineage: Eukaryota; Metazoa; Arthropoda; Insecta; Diptera; Drosophilidae. The record is from RefSeq and is a predicted model, not a curated record. The coding region runs from base 441 to 710 and encodes 89 amino acids.